AUGCCACUUGGAUUGCAACAUCACCUGGAGACAACAUCUGCCAGGUAUAAAAGGUCGAAAUACGAUCGAAAAGAUGCUCAACUCUUCGUCACACUCCGUACAAGCAACAUGAGGUUCCUUCUGCUAACAGUGCUGUGUUCGGUGGCGUCGUUAACAGCCGCCGUUGAGAAACCAAAGAGAGAUAUUUUACCUGGUGAUUUACGUUACGGAACUGAUUAUCAUCAUAAUCAUCAUCAUCAUCAAGAGAACGAGUUAGAAAUAUCUAAAUCUCUCGGUGGCUAUGUUGGUUCUUACAGUGUUCCGGAUGAUGAAUCAAAACAAAGUUACGGUCCACCUGAUCAUCAACCCAGCAAACCAUUGAGCAUAGAACAGCAUACGACAAUUGUAAAAACUAAUCCUCAAGUCCCAUUACCUACUUAUGGAAUUGUCGAGGUUAAUCAAGCACAAACACUCAACAAACAAUACUUAUCUCCUGUUAUCGAUGCGGCUAAAAAAGUUCACUUAAAAACUCUUACGACUUUAACAAAACCAGUCGAGACGACUCUAUUGAAGAAAGAAACUGUAGAUUAUUUGACACCUUCGAUUAAGGCUCCGGUUACAUCUUAUGGAGAACCUGUAACUACCGUCGAAGUUAAAACACCAGUAAACACUCAAGAGUCAACUUCAUACGAGGUUCCUGCGGUGAAGACUUUGGCUGUCGAUACAAAAUUAGAACAGACAGUGCUCCCAGAAGUCCAUGAUCAUUUAGAAGAAACAAAGACAGUUCAAAAAACUCAACUAACUGUACCGCAAGUUUCAGAUGUAGCACAUCACACACCAGUGAUAGACUCAAGUUUACUCCUUCCAGUAAACAAUCUCCCGAUUCAUCUCAACACCGACACUGAUUUCUCCAACUUGACACCUCUGACGAUUGACCAAUCGAGCACGUUCGCCGAUCAUGUGCAAAGUCCGCCUAGCUUCGACACAGCUUAUCAAUUUAAUCUCCGAAACAUUGGUGCUUUUGGUAGUCAACCGAAAUUAUUGAACGGUCAAUUACCAUAUGUUAGUUCACAUACUUAUGGAGUUCCUUACCAAUUCCCACAAUCCCAGUACACUUCACGAAUUCAUCAAUCUUUACCUUCUCAAUUAAAUAACUUGGUUCCUUAUCCAUUGGUAGGUAACAAUAAUUUAUUUACAAGUAACAUUGGAGUUAAAGAAUCUGGAUCAAUCGGUUCAUUAUUCCAAGAAACUUUCCCUAAUCUUCAACUCCCUCAAUUUCCACAAUUACCCCAAUUACCCCAAUUACCACAAUUUCCAAAUCUUGGGUCACUUUUCCAAUUACCAACUUCAUCUCCGGCUCCAACUCCAGAAAAUCUCGAAACUGUCGAAAUUCGAAAACCGAUUGAAGGAAAGAAAUUAGAGACAACUGAUAGCAAACCAGUUGCUCUUGAUACUUCGUUGACAAAGACAAGCACGGUUGUUACCAAAACGUCAAAUGGAUAUACUCAACCUGUUGAUGAAAAUGGUGGAUACAUUUAUUAA
Molecule: messenger RNA, 1521 nt
Organism: Vespa mandarinia (Asian giant hornet)
Lineage: Eukaryota; Metazoa; Arthropoda; Insecta; Hymenoptera; Vespidae
Source: RefSeq, a predicted model, not a curated record